Molecule: messenger RNA, 2364 nt
Organism: Zychaea mexicana
Lineage: Eukaryota; Fungi; Mucoromycota; Mucoromycetes; Mucorales; Lichtheimiaceae
Product: P-loop containing nucleoside triphosphate hydrolase protein
Exons: 4
Coding region: 197-2302 (701 amino acids)
Biological process (GO): transmembrane transport; intracellular iron ion homeostasis
Cellular component (GO): mitochondrial inner membrane
Molecular function (GO): ATP binding; ATP hydrolysis activity; ABC-type transporter activity
Source: RefSeq, a predicted model, not a curated record
CGCGAUCCCCGCCUUGCCACUUUUUGACAGCGGGUAUAUGGCGGACCCUGGGUUUUUUCAUUCUACAUAAAAGAAGGGGGAAGGCGAGGAUCGCUUUUUUUUCUGCCUUCUCUUUUUCUAAAAGACGCAUAUAAAGUUGGAACAGAGGGGGAACCUUUUUUUAUAUCAGCUACACGUCUCCGUUGCGACUAUAUAAAUGCUGCCGAGGAUACCACUCGCCUGUUUCCGGGCUGUCCGGUCAGCAGGCAGCAGCACCACGUUUGCAUUGUCUGCUCGGCGAUUUCAUAGUACCGUACUUUCCCGUCCUAAUGCUGCUUCACUAACGACGACGACAACAACGACGCCAUCGACUUCGAACCGACAUUCAAGCUUAAUAUUACGCCGUACAUUCUCUAGCCACCGGCCUUUAUGGCAAGAAACAAAACAACAAGUCACUAAAAAAGUCGAAACAACCACACAGCAACAACCUGCAACAAAGACGAAUGGCACCGUUACUGCAGCAGCCAGCGCCAACAAGCAACGCAAUGCAACCGACUGGGCCAUUAUUCGACAACUCAUGAAAUACGUAUGGCCCAAGAAUGACGCUGGUACCAAAGCUCGCGUAGCGAUUGCCUUGUCGCUUUUGGUGGGCGGCAAACUGUUAAACGUCGAAGUCCCGUUCUUUUUCAAAGAAGUCAUUGAUUCACUCGGUACAACGUUUCCUGCGGAUGCGACCCUGUGGGCCGUAUGUGGUGCUGCUAUUAUCGGUUAUGGUUUGGCACGGUUGGGCGCUAGUGCGUUCCAAGAACUUCGUAAUGCGGUGUUUGCCACGGUUGCGCAAAAGGCUAUCCGGCGCGUCGCUUUGAACGUAUUUGCACAUCUCCACCGACUCGACUUGAGCUUCCAUUUGACUCGACAGACGGGUGGUCUCAACCGAGCCAUUGAUCGCGGUACAAAGGGUAUCAGCUUUUUGCUUAGCUCGAUUGUAUUCCACAUCCUGCCAACGGCUCUCGAAAUCUCCAUGGUAUGUGGUAUCCUGGCCUACAAGUUUGGUACUUCUUACGCUGCAGUGACCUUUUCAACAAUCGCCGCAUACACGGCUUUCACAGUCGUAACGACCGCAUGGCGUACCGAAUUCCGUAAGCAGGCUAACGCUGCGGAUAACGAGGCUGCCACCAAGUCUGUUGAUUCAUUGAUCAAUUUCGAAGCUGUCAAGUAUUUCAACAAUGAAAAGUUCGAGGCCGAGCAGUACGACAAGCCGUUGCAAAAGUACGAAAAGGCAUCCCUCAAGGUCGCGUCGAGUCUGGCUGCAUUGAAUGCCGGCCAGAACGCUAUCUUUAGCACAGCACUAACGGCCAUGAUGUUCCUUUCGGCCCAAGGGGUUAUGGACGGUACCAUGACAGUGGGUGAUGUAGUCAUGGUCAACCAGCUCGUGUUCCAGCUGUCGAUGCCACUUAACUUUCUGGGAUCCGUCUAUCGUGAACUGCGUCAGUCAUUGAUUGACAUGGAUACCAUGUUCCAUUUGGAAAACCAGCCAGCAAUGAUCCAGGAUGCGCCGGACGCCAAGGAUCUUAUCUUCAAGGGCGGUGAAAUUCGAUUUGAAAAUGUUGUGUUUGGAUAUCACCCUGAACGUCCCAUCUUGAACAAUGUCAGCUUUACCGUCAACGCUGGUGAAAAGGCAGCUUUCGUGGGCCCAAGCGGUUGUGGUAAAUCCACCAUCCUGCGUCUUUUGUUCCGCUUCUAUGAACCUCAAUCCGGCAACAUCUAUAUCGAUGGUCAAAACAUCAAGGAUAUCCGUUUAGACAGCGUGCGCAAGGCCAUUGGUGUCGUUCCCCAGGACACGAGUUUAUUCAACAGCACCAUUCUCUACAAUGUGCAAUACGGUCGUAUUGGUGCCACUCAAGAUGAAGUCUAUAGUGCAGCCAAGCGUGCAAAGAUUCAUGAUGUCAUUAUGAGCCUACCGGAUAAGUACGAAACCAAGGUUGGCGAACGCGGUCUUAUGCUUUCAGGUGGCGAAAAGCAGCGCGUAUCGCUGGCACGAACACUACUUAAGAACCCAAAGAUAUUGUUCUUGGAUGAGGCAACAUCUGCAUUGGAUACCCACACAGAACAGUCCCUGCUUGCCAAUUUCAGAGACAUAUUGCGUGAUACGAAAAUGACGAGCUUCCACAUUGCCCACCGGUUAAGAACUAUCCGAGAUGCUGAUACAAUUUUUGUGCUCCGGGAAGGAAAAAUCGUCGAAUCAGGCAAUCAUAGUGGAUUACUUAAAGCAGAACAUGGUGUAUAUAAGGAAAUGUGGGAUCGGCAAGAAAAACUCAAUUAGAAACUUUCAAUAUACAAAAUUGCAUUAUCAUUUAUACAAUAAAAAACAUUACAUACAGAAAG